Pogona vitticeps (central bearded dragon) is the source of this 3932-nucleotide messenger RNA. Lineage: Eukaryota; Metazoa; Chordata; Lepidosauria; Squamata; Agamidae. The record is from RefSeq and is a predicted model, not a curated record.
UGUAUAUGUAUAUAUGUAUACAUACACAUACAUAUACACACACAGUAUAUAUCUUUUUAGGCCAACUAACUCAGGAUGUUUGAAGGAAGGAACAAAGAAAAGGGGGACCCGUUGGCUAUGAAUGUUUAUGAAGGAGGCAAUCAUUGGCUGACCCUUUGUUCCGUUCACAGCAACACAAGCCCGAAGGGGGGCGAAUCGCGUCCAGUGCCAGGGACCAUGGCCACCUUCCGCCAAGAAAACGUGGAAGACCACUACGAGAUGAAAGAGGAGCUGGGCAGUGGCCAGUUUGCAAUCGUGCGGAAAUGCCGAGAGAAGAAGACGGACCUGGAAUACGCGGCCAAGUUCAUCAAGAAACGUCGACUCUCUUCCAGCCGCCGCGGGGUGAGCCGGGAGGAGAUUGAGCGGGAGGUAAACAUCUUGCGGGAGAUCCAGCACCCCAACAUCAUCACCCUCCACGACAUCUUCGAGAACAAAACGGAUGUGGUCCUGAUCCUGGAGCUGGUGUCCGGCGGGGAGCUCUUUGACUUCCUGGCUGAGAAGGAGUCGCUGACCGAGGAGGAGGCCACCCAGUUCCUCAAACAGAUCCUGGACGGGGUCCACUACCUUCAUUCCAGACGCAUCGCCCAUUUCGACCUCAAGCCCGAAAACAUCAUGCUGCUAGACAAAAACGUCCCCAGCCCUCGCAUCAAGCUGAUCGACUUCGGCAUUGCACACAAAAUUGAAUCGGGGAGUGAGUUUAAGAACAUCUUCGGCACCCCAGAGUUUGUAGCUCCCGAAAUCGUCAACUACGAGCCUUUGGGCUUGGAGGCCGACAUGUGGAGCAUCGGUGUCAUCACGUACAUCCUCUUAAGCGGCGCGUCCCCCUUCUUGGGCGAAACGAAGCAGGAGACCUUGACCAACAUCUCUGCUGUCAACUACGACUUUGACGAGGAGUACUUCGGCAACACCAGUGAGCUGGCCAAGGAUUUUAUCCGCCGCCUUCUUGUCAAGGAUCCCAAGAAACGGAUGACCAUCGAGCAGAGCUUGGAGCACCCGUGGAUUAAGGUGAUUAAGAGGAGAAAUGUUCGCAACGAGGACAAUGGGAAGAAGCCGGAGCGCCGGCGGCUCAAGACGACGCGCCUGAAGGAGUACACCAUCAAGUCCCACUCCAGCAUGCCUCCCAACAACACCUACGUCAACUUUGAGCGCUUCUCCAAGGUCAUGGAGGAGGUGGCGCUGGCCGAGGAGAGCCUGAGGGCCCUGCAGCAAACCAAGAAGUCGUUCCGGGAGGACAUGGAGGCCCUGAGGGCCAUCUACGAGGACAAAGAGGUCUGGUACAAGGAGGAGAACGAGGCCAUCGGCCAGGACCUCCGGCAAAUCCGGCAGGAGAUGCAGAAGACGGAGGCCCUCAAGCGGCAGACCCAGGAGGCGGCCCGGAGCGCCUCCCUGGCCGCCAAUGGGCUGAAGCGGCGUUACCGGAAGCUGGAGAACCGCUACGAGGCCUUGGCCAAGCAGGUGGCGUCGGAGAUGAAGUUCGUGCAGGAACUGGUCCGCUCGGUGGAGCUUGAGAAGCUGGAGGGAGGGGAAGGGGGCUGCAGCCUCCGUUAAAGCCCCCGUCAACCUCAUGGAGGCCGAUGCCGGUUUGCCUCGCCUUUCGUGGGGCUCCUGCUUUCAUCCUGGCGCAGUGGUUUCCAAGACUCCAGAGCCCGUCAUGCUGCCCGACUGCUUGGACCUCUGCACAACAGAUGUGAUUCUUGCGUGCUUGAAUCCCACAUUCUUUUUUUUCCCCCUCUCUGAAAACAGUGUGCUUAUUUAAAUAACUAAAUAGAUGGUUUCUGGUUAGAAAAGGCUAAGGGUGCUCCUUCCCUUCCCGUCGGGCUGGUGCUUUCUUGAAGAUCCAAAGCUAUGUCAGAAGGCUCCCCAAGGAAAUAUCUCCAGGUGUCCCUGACUUUUUUCUCCCCCUCUGAACGACUUUCCAGCUGCAGAAAAGAACAUCAGAAGCCUGUUUCAGACAUCGGUCACAACUCGCCUUCGUGGUUCUAAGUGCGGGGAAGCCAUGCAUUUCUGGAGAUCAACGUGUCAAUACGAUCAGUGAGAUUAAAAAAAAGAGGGCCCCAUCUCCCAUUCCAACCUGAAAUUGGGCUUUUCGGAUGAAACCUACUCUCUCUGCAUCAUCUUAAGCCUUAAUUGCUGCUUCUUUCCCAGGGCUGAGGCUUCAUGUCACACACCUCAAGAGUUGUGUGUUUUUUCCCUCGGGCUCCAGGUCCUGAAAAAGCUACAGUCAAAAAACGCCGUAGGGAACCUUCAUCCCUGUUGGAGCCCUUGAGCGAAGCGUGGUGGCUUUUAGCAAGUCCUGUGUCAUGAAUUUUGGGGGCCAGAUGAGGGCAGGAGAGUUUUCUCUGAAUGUUCCUUUUAAGAAACAUCAGAGAGGUGUGCCUCCGGAGCACCAGUGCCUCGCCUACAUUAGGAAUGCGGACAGCCAGGAAGCGUUACCCUAAUAAAUCCCGUUUCCAAACAUUAUAGGAUUUUUGUCACUCUCUGGCAUCCCUAUUAAUCAGCCCAGCGACCACCCUCCUCUUCUGAGACACCUCAAAAGCCCCAAAGGGCAUUUCACACACACCCUUUUUCCCCUUCUUUCUAGCGAUCCAUUUCUGGAGAUAGCUACACCUGCUGGUUCCUCUGAUUAUUCUUCCUUUAAUGUCCUGUGUACCUCCUUCUGAGUUUGCGGCACCUCCUGGUCCUUCCAGCUGCUCCAUUUUGACCUCUGGUCCCAUCAAAGCAUAACCUCUGGAGUUUACUGGUCCUGGAGCCCGGGCAUCAGUUGAUGCCUAUAUUUCAAACAGGGCUUAGGAAGGGCGCUCCGAAUUAUGGGAGCCUUGGUUUCUUUUCUGCUGCGCUAAGCAUCAAAGAGCGGGUACCCGGUAUUUCCUUUGACGACGCCUUGCUUCCUGGCUCUUCCUCAUUUCCUGUCUUGAGCCGAGAAUCUUUUUGCAAAAUGGGAAUCUUGCAUCCUUCUGUUAAGCCAGGAAAACCUCUUAUUUUUUAAAAAAAUACUGUGUUACACGCAGCAAAUAAACUUGCUGAACAACUGCUCGCCCACUGGCAGAGGAGGAAAAAUUGGUAGUCGUAGGCAGCUGUCUUUUAGGUCGGCUUUCCACUCCUGGCCUUGCUGGGCAGACCCUGAAGAGUUAAAAAGGAGUGUAAGGAGUAAGAGAUUUUCCUUCUGUUACUCCUAUUAUCUGGUUUUCCCUCUAGACACAUCGUUCCUUCAAAGCUCCAUGCCCAAGCGGUCACAACUGCGUCAGUGAAGUCUGUGUUUCUCUCCUAAUGACUAAUCACAAAGCAAAACCAAGCCUGUUUGCAACGUGCAGAGAGGAAGGCAAGCUCAGGUUGGGAUAAAUGGAUAUUUUUUUUUCCUUUUUAGCAGAUCCCCGCUUCUAAUGACAUGUUACCUGUAUCACAUCAUCGUGCCCAAGGAUUUCCCUGGAAAAGGAAAAUGGGCUGAAUAAGAUGGAGCCUGAAUUCCUGACAUUUACAAUGUCUUAUAUAUCAAAGAGUUCAUUAUUAUGGGAUUCUUAGGCUUGAGUGCAGAGCGAGCGAGCCAAAAUGAUGCCAUUUCAACACUUGUGCAUCCGAAUGUACACCAUGGUGCUCCUGCACUGUCUGUGCAAGCCUUUCGUGCUACCAACCCUAGCCAAGAGGGUAUGAGGAGUAAGAUGAACAUUCAUAAGGCAUGAAUGAACAGUGAGAGUUUGGUUGUAAACAAACCGGGGGGGGGAAGAAAAACAAAUAAACAGGAUAGGAUUCCCAACCUGGCUCCUUUUCAAACUUGGCUGUGUUUCUCCUGCAAUUGACACAAAGCCAUCAGCAAACCACACCUAGGAUGCUAAUCCAUUGUGAUGUCAAACAAUAAUCCUACAAUAAUAACAAUAAAACCUUUUUUUAUAGCAAAA